Pimephales promelas (fathead minnow) is the source of this 441-nucleotide messenger RNA. The record is from RefSeq and is a predicted model, not a curated record. Lineage: Eukaryota; Metazoa; Chordata; Actinopteri; Cypriniformes; Leuciscidae.
UGUCCUGUGUCCUCAGACCCCCCUGAGACCUCCAUCUAUCCGCAGAAUGAUGUCCAGCCGGGGGUUGAGAACGCCCUCAUCUGUCACGUGACGGGGUUCUUCCCUCCGCCGGUCAACGUUUCCUGGACGAAGAACAACGUGAUGGUGACAGAAGGCGUGAGUCUGAGCCAGAGCCGGCCGAGGACCGAUGGAGUCUUCCACGUGUUCUCCUCCCUGAAGAUCAUUCCUGAACACAGAGACAUUUACAGCUGUACGGUGAACCACAGAGCCCUCCAGCGGCCACAGACCAAGAUCUGGGUGCUGUUCUGUGGACUGGGAAUGACUCUGGCUCUGCUGGGAAUGGCCACUGGAAUCUGUUUCUGUAUUAAAGCAGCUGCAACUGACCGUUCAGAUCUGGCAAAACAAGAAAAAAAAGCAAUGCAGUGGAUCUACCAGUGAAGA